CAUAUCUACGCCUUGCGUCAGGCAGCAUAGUUACCCGACGCUUUCGCUUUUAGAAGAACAUCUGGUUGAUGUGUUUUCACUUUGAGAAGUUGACAGGAUGUUAUCUGUAAUAUGAAUUUGUCAUCACCUACAUAUACAUAAUAAGAUCCAGGGAUUGUGAAAUUCUAUUCUGCAUCUUUUAUUUUGUACAGAAUGUGACUGUAUAUAUAGCCUCAUGCUUGUACUAAACUGACAGCUUGCUGUGAUUUCUUUUUCUAAAAAGAUGUCACAAUCAAAAGGAAAAAAAACAAGACCUCUUGGCUUAAUUCGGCAUUCUGUUUCCACGGAUGACAAAUUUCACAUCCAUCGACUGCUGAGUAGUGGCGUUGAGUUGAAACCUGAUGUAAAACCAGAAGCAAAACCCAAUGUUAAACUGGAUAAAAACUACAAAGGAAUACAAGGAAAUGCAGUGUCCGUUUCAGGCACAUCUUCGCAAGAGUCGUCCAGAGACAUUGGCGGAGAAAAAGUAUCACCAGUGAAAGAAGCUAACAAGUUGCAGGAAAGUUCUGACAAGAAAGAACUAAAGGAAGCAUUGGCGAGGGAGAAAAGUCUGAAACUUUUUGUAUCCAAUCUGGAAAAGAUCAUAAAAGACUUGAGAACACAGCUGAAAGAUAAAGAGCAGACCAUUUUGGAAAUGGGUGUCAGAAUAGAAACUCAGAUGAAACAGCAUGCAGCUGCUAUAGAAUUGGAGACAAUGAAACAUGAGGACACCAAGAAACAUCUAGAGAUGUCUAACGAGAAGAUAAACAGUUUAAAUUGUGUGAUACAUGCCCUAAAGGAGGACCAUUCAAAUGAAAUAGAACGGUUGAGAGAGGAGAUAGAAAAGCUGAAAGAAACGAUUUGUAGUAAAGAUAAAGAUAUAGUUAUCAGAGAUGAGAAGCUGGGCCGACUCAAGUUACAAAUGGCUGACGCACUGAAAGGAAAUUCUUGGGAAAGACAACAACAACUAGAAGAACUUACUAAAGAAUUAGCCAGACUUCAGGAUGAGUCAGACAUGCUUAGAAUUAAACUCAAGUCUUACUCUAAAACCAAACAGGGUCAUUGUUCAAACUGCACAGUGCUAACAAGCAAGUUGGAAAAGAUUGACUCGGCUGCAAGACACAAAGACCAAAUGAUAAAGGAGCUGAAUUCAUUAAUUGCCAAAUAUGAAAGUCAGCUCACAAAACAGGAUGAACUGUUAAAAGUGUGGGCAGACUCAAAGGGAUACAAAGUGUCAGUACCUAAAUGAAAUAAAAGCUACAGCAGUUCUUGCAAGGACAUGAAUGAAGAAAUGAGUGUAUUGUCGAAGACAUCCAAGAGAUGUUCAAUGUACAGAUUUUGUUUACAGUAACCUUGACUUAAGGUGUCAAGUUUCAAAAUGAGGAAUGUAGCAUUAGUUUCCAGAGAGAUGUCACUGAAGAAAUAUGCAAGACAUUAACCAGUCUUAUUAACUCACAGUUUAUUUUCAUUAAAUACCUGUUUAUCUUCAUUACAUACAAAGAAGCCAUCGGGGGUAAGAUUAGAAGAUACUGGAUUUUGAUCCCGGUACCAGCUCCUAUCCAGAGAGUUUUAGAGACUUGGUGGGGUUGUGUAAGGCCACUACAUCAACUUCUCAGUUGGACAGAAAACCCAGCAAUCUAAUUAUUUGUGUGCCCAGGACAGCAUGCUUGAGCAUUAAUUGAAUAAAGGUAUGAAAGUAAGUUGAAUGAAAGAAAGUGUUCACAUUUAAAAAUAAAAGCUGAGAUAUGAUCUAAAAAAGCUAAUAACUUAAAGAUUCAAUACUGGGUAAAAGUAGAAAAAUCACAUCCCUGUGUUCAGGUUUAGUUGACUUCAGCCAAACUGAAAGUUCAUCUGUUUAAACUCACAGUGACCCCCAAAGCUUUAGUAAUCGGUUUAUGUAAAGCUGGUAAAUUGGGGAUAGAUGGUGGUCAAGCGGAAACACAGUGAGGUGAAGAUUAAUAAGACGGGCUCAUGUACAAUACACUGGUUUCUAGUUUACACAAGGUGGGAGUGCGCCUUGCAUGUGUACAUGUUACUCGAACUUUACUUUGCAUUUACUAAUUUUUGAUUUAACUAUUUUUAAUGUAUUUUGUUUUUCCUCUAGUACAUGUUGGGGUACUUUCUUCAAACAUUUUAUUUGGAAAAAAACACCAAUUUGUUUUAAAUAUUCAUAACGCAUAAGUAGGAAUUAAUAUAUUUAUGUGUUUUUGCUUAUAGCUUUUAAGUGCUCUUUUUAUCUAGUUAGAAAAAAGACCCUGUACAUGGCUGUUCCCCAGUUUUUAUUUUUAAACUCUCUCCCCCCCCCUACCCUAAUUAUUUUAGGCUGUGUAUAGCCACAGAUUUUUAAACUCUGCCCCCCCCCCACCCUAAUUAUUUUAGGCUGUGUAUAGCCACAGAUUUUUAAACUCUCCCCCCCCCACCCUAAUUAUUUUAGGCUGUGUAUAGCCACAGAUUUUUUUAAAUAUUUAGCUGCCAGAUUUAUCAGAUUAUAUUUGUACAUAUAGGUCAGUGGUUUGGGUGCCAAUAAUAAAGACUACUUUAUUUCUAAAGUUGUCGGUUUUCAAAUAGUCCAGCAAUAUCUUAAUCAGCUCUGGAUUCACAACAUAUAUAGCGUACAAUGUAAACAAAUGAUUAUUAUUUAUUUUAAUGUUAUUAAAGUAAUAGAAGUGAAAAAAUAAAAUUACGCUGAGAUAGGGACUCUGCUCGGGGUUUUUUAAAAAUCUUUUGAAAGGUUCUCCUGAGGUGGACAGCCAUGCUAGCAUUUGUCCCAUUCCAACUAGUGCGUCAUGACUGGUGGAUUAUUAAUAACCUCAUGCAUUUAAUUGGUAAUAAAAGAUAAAAGUAACCAUAUGGUGAAAGCAGUUUUUUUCUCUCAUCUUGUAAAUAGUCACACAUGAAUAAAGUGCUGAAAGUUCAUUAAAAACAUACCUUUCUAUUUUCGUUUUUGCCUGUGUUAAUAAAAUGUCGGUGCCAGACAUACAUAGUUAAUUCUUCCCUCUCCCUACCUCAGUCCUUAUAAAUUUACUAGUGUCACUGUAAUACUGUUAGAGAUAAUAGUAUUUGAUAGCUUAGUAUUACAUUCUUUGUAUUUUGAAUUUAAAUUUCAUUGAUAUUUUCCAUGGAAUCUACCUCACAUGAAAAGAAUCAAAUUUCUUUUCACAUACUUCCAGUAUUUGUUGUUUUGUGCUAAAUAGAAUCAUAGAUCUUAUACAUUAGGAACUUAGUUUGACAAUUCUGAUAUUUUUUGUUCUACUCAAGAAUGAAAGCCACAUUUUAAACAUGCAUUAAACAAAAGUUGAGCAGAUACUUAUUUGAGAGAAUGGCUCCGAUAGAUAGUGAGUGGGAGCACUAUAUAAUAUUAUAUGGUGUUGUCCGUUAAGGCUGUCAUCUAUGUAUGAAUCAAUCUUAAUCUUCUCCUAGAGUAACCUGUAUUAAGCAGCCACCUGUUCCACAGGACACUUAUUGAUAUGCCUUCGGAUGACCGUUAAAUACAGGUUUUACUAUAAGCAGUUUGCUUGAAAGGAUCCCCAUUUAAAGGUUAUUACAUGUACAGAAUUUAUCUUACUGGUAAUGACUUUUAUGGAUGAUGUGUAUAAUAGCACACAGACACGUAUGGUCCAAGAAGGGGUGGGAUUAUGAUUUCUGGUCUUUGUCCAAUAUUUUAAGAAGAAAAAGGAGGACAUUUUGCACAUAGUGGAACACGUACCUAUAAAUUAGAAACAUUUGGUAAACAUGUAACAAAAAUUUCAAAAUGUAAUUCAGUACCUUUGCUCGGCAUAAACUUCUUUGAGAUGUGGAUACAGUUUUGUGUAAAAUAAUGCAUUUCCUAUCAUGUAUUGUUGACUUGUAAAUAAUGUUUUUAUUGUUUACUCAUUCAUUCAUUUUGUUACCUGUUAAUGAUGUUACAAAAUAUUAUCACCUUUUUAAUAUAUACUUCCGAAUUUACAUAGAUGUUAAUUACAUGUCUUAUGGUUGCACAGGAUGUUUUUAAUGUACCAUAAUGUUUUAUGAAGCAACCAAGCUUCACCAUUAUUAAUCUUGCAAAAAAUAUCUUUAUUAAACAUUUUUGUGCACAUAUGAAAAUAAUAUUUAUUUUUACAUACUGACUGUACUAACAUUUUCAGAAAAUAACAUAAAUAUGUUGGGUUUUUUUUAUACAAUACACCACCAAUGGCACCAAGUCUAUUAUAGCUUUCAUAUGUAAAGUCGUGGAAUAAUAAUUCAAUCUGAAGGUAAUGACACUUUAAUUUUAAACUUUAUGCUCGCAUUUGUGUUUAUUUACCUCUAUGUAAAGGUAACCUGCUUUUAAAAGCCAUACUUCUUAGGAUGUUAACCCAGUAUGUUCAUAUCAAAACAGUGGCAGCUGGCUGUGCGCACCAACAAAGGACCUUUUUUUACAGAUUAAUAUAAUGAAUUGUUUUUAGUGGGGUAGAUGUUGUAGCUUGAUCGGCUAGGUGUGUCAAAAAGAAUGUUGAUAUUUGAAAUACUGUAAAGCUGCACCUCCCUCCUAGAACAAUCCUAUUUGAGCCCUUGUCUGACCAUAGGUUCAUGCUUGAAUGCCCAUGAGUGUAUUAAAACAUAUUUGACACUUAAGAUAUCUACUGCAACUAUGUCUAAUCUGGUAAUCAUCACAGUACGUGUGUAUUUGUUGGCAAGAUCUUAGGACUAGAUAAGCUUCUGUAAUUGUCUUCAGAGUGGGCUUAUAAAACCUGUUAUGCCUGCUAUACAUGUGAGCAAUCAGCUAAGUAAAACGUCUCUAGAGACUUUUAUGUUCAGCUGAUAGCUUUCAUGUGCAGUUUUUUGCCUCGUAAGGUCAAAAGAAAAGUAUCACGUCUGAUCUCUUUGGCCUUGUGAAUUAAGAUCACACUAUUUUAAAAAUUGUGCCAGAGUAAUGACAUUGUAACAGUCGUAAACACUUAGUUAAUUUUGUGUGUGUGGUGAAAUUUCUAUAAGCUAACAGAUAAGAGAAAGGUUUCAAGUAAUAUGUUGCUCAGCUUAUAGCUCAGUGUGUGAUAGGCUUUAGCUAUCGGACCAGGGUCAGCUCUUUAUUAGUUUUAGUAUACUAAUCAGUGGAAUAUAUAAAUGUUUGAAUCAAGUUAUUGUGGACACAACAAAACACUCAAUUUUAAGUUAAUGUUUUUUUAAAUGUUAUUUUAUUAACGUAUUGUUGACUUCUUAAAGCUUUGAAUUAACUAUCUUGGUAUCAUAUUGCCAAAAACAAAAUAACACGUACAAUGCCCUAACCAACAAUAAGGUUGCUCACACAUAGAUGACCAGCUAAAAGGAUUCGUCGAUUGCCCGAGUGUAUGGAUGAUGUAGACAUAGUAAGGCUGCGAUUCCACUGCCUCUGUACAGAUAUCUCUGUUUUACAGUAGUAAAAUACCUCAAUGUAUUUAAAAUGCAUUAGUUUUCAUGAACAUUUAUAUCUAGGACCACAGUGAACACUGUAAUUUGUGUGUCCUUACAUGUUCCAAUUUCCUAUGCGUUUGUCUAUAAAUUUUUAGAGCAUGAUCUAGCUCAUUUGAUACAGUGAUCACCCGAGGCGCUUCAGACGUAGGAUCAAACUCCUUUGGUGGAUCCAUUCUCGGAUUUGUUUUUGUAUUCCCUACAACUGGUAUAUCUGAGGUUAAAGCAUGUACUGUCAUGUCUGGGUAAAGUGCAUGAAAACGAUAUCUCGCUACUAAUGGAAAAAAGCAGUAGUUUUCCUCUGAAGAUUAUGUGUCAGAAUUACCAAAUGUUUGUCAUCCAGUAACCAGUGAUGAAUAAAUCUUUGCUGAAGUGGCUAUGUUAAAGAAAACAAACUGUUACUUUUACUAUAAGUGUGCAAGCGGUGGAAUCUCAAUCUUAAGUGUAAAUUUAAAAACCAAGACUUAGAAGUUCUUGGAGCUGCUGUAAAAUUAUGGUAUUUUUUGGAUGGUGUUAUACAUACUUCAAAAAACAAACUUUGGUUGCUAGCUGACAUUUUUCUUAUGUUGUGUAUUGUACAGUGAUGCUAAAUUUUGUUUAUUUUAGUAGUGUCUCAGUCAGUAUGUUAUUUAUUAUUAUAUAUAUUUAUUAAAGAUAUAUUUUAAAACAUUUCAUUGAUAAAAGAAAGAAAAGAAAUCUGCGGAAAACAAAUUAAAAUGAAUAGUAAUUUUAUAGUUUGGUCACAGCAAAUUUGUUUUUAAAAGUGGUCUGGCAGAUGAAAAAUAGGAAUAAAUUAUAGUUCUCUUUUAUUUUUGUUGAAUUGUAGAGUUGUCAAAUAAGCAGUCACCUUUAAAAAAAAAAAAAAGUUAUUAGGUGGGGUUUUUUAAUGUUUAAAUUUUUUUUUUUUAUAUAAUAAAAAUGCAAAUGUCAGUUCAGCAAAGCUUCAGAACAGUCAUCAUGUUUUUCAUGGAUAAAACCAGUAUGUGACAGUAACCAGCUACCAAGUAAUCUCUGUAAGAAAAUGGAUGUAUGUGACCAUGUAUGGAGCACAAUUAUUUUAAUAUACUAGUAUAUCAUAACGUGAAUGUACUUAUUACACUAGCUUUUGGAUCCAACAGGAAAAGCAAUCUUUAAGUUUCUGAGAUGUUUCCAGUAGUGCUAUGUUCUUCAGGCAUGGAUGUUUGGUGGGGUACUCUAAGUGUGCAACUCAUUCCCAAACAGGAAGUGCCCCAAAACCCUUUCAUUUAAAAAAAAAAAUUCCAUUUUUAUUUUCCCUAAAUUAAACCAAAAAUGUCAGGGUUCGUGUCCCAAUAGUUAAGUAAGAGAGAAAUAUACAAUGUAUAAAUUAUUUAUUUAUUUUUAUUGGCCAAGAUGUUAUGUUUUCAGCUGGCUGAAUCUGAUUGUGGUUUUGAAAACAUUAAUAGUGGGAGCCCGAGUGUUGAUUUUUGAAAUUUUUUAUUUCCAAGCUUUUUAAAAUAAAUAACAUUUAAAUGUAUUAGAUUUGUACCAUCUAAUUGUCUGUGAUAAAAACAUUUAUAUUGUUGAUGUGGAAUUUGUUUUUAUUUUAUAUUAUUUACAGUGUACUUGAUGUUAUCCCUCCAAUAAAUUAUUAUGACAUU
Molecule: messenger RNA, 7043 nt
Organism: Gigantopelta aegis
Lineage: Eukaryota; Metazoa; Mollusca; Gastropoda; Neomphalida; Peltospiridae
Product: protein NETWORKED 4A-like
Exons: 7
Coding region: 263-1267 (334 amino acids)
Source: RefSeq, a predicted model, not a curated record